GCACUUCCCUUGCUGUCCGGACAUGUGAUCAGUUGCACAGGUGCCUAGAAUCGCUUUCGGCACGCCAUUGUGGAAAGCAGCUACUUUCACAUUACCGACUCCGCAGCCUGAGCUAGCUUUCCUAGUUGAGUUAUCCUGAGUAUAAUAACAACAGAAAAAACUGUCCCAAGAUGGCUACGGACUCCUGGGCCCAGGCAGUGGACGAACAAGAAGCCGCGGCAGAAUCGAUCGGUAACCUUCAAAUUAAAGAGAAACCAGAAGAAAAUGGCACGGCUGCAAACGCAACAGACGCAAGCAGUGCAGCUGCAAAGUCCGAAGCUGAGGGAGAGAACAAGGCAACAGAUGAGGAUGACAAAGAGGACAAAGCGGCACAGUCAUUGUUGAACAAGCUGAUUCGGAAUAAUCUUGUCAAUAAUACUAACCAAGUGGAAGUUCUUCAGAAGGAUCCCAACUCUCCGCUCUACUCUGUCAAGUCCUUUGAGGAGUUGCGACUCAAACCUCAGCUGCUUCAGGGCGUGUACGGUAUGGGUUUCAACCGGCCAUCUAAAAUCCAGGAGACUGCCUUACCCAUGAUGCUGGCUGAACCUCCACAGAAUCUGAUUGCGCAGUCGCAGUCAGGAACAGGGAAAACAGCUGCCUUUGUCCUGGCCAUGCUCAGCCAUGUAGACCCCAACAACAGAUAUCCCCAGUGCCUGUGUGUGUCACCCACCUAUGAACUUGCGCUUCAGACUGGUAAGGUGAUCGAGCAGAUGGGCAAACACUAUCCUGAGGUCAAACUAGUCUACGCCAUCAGAGGAAAUAAAUUGCAGCGGGGCAUGAAGCUGCAGGAACAGAUAGUUAUUGGCACACCUGGUACCAUGCUGGACUGGUGCAGUAAAUUCAAGUUCAUAGACCCCAAGAAGAUCAAGGUCUUUGUGCUGGAUGAGGCUGAUGUCAUGAUUGCCACACAGGGUCACCAGGACCAGAGUAUCCGCAUCCAGAGGAUGCUGCCUAAAAACUGCCAAAUGUUGCUGUUCUCAGCCACGUUUGAAGAAUCAGUGUGGAACUUCGCCCAGCGCAUCGUCCCUGACCCCAACAUCAUCAAGCUGAAAAGAGAGGAGGAGACGCUGGAUACUAUAAAACAGUACUAUGUGUUGUGCAACAGCAAGGAGGAGAAGUUCCAAGCCCUCUGUAACAUCUACGGAGCCAUCACCAUCGCCCAGGCCAUGAUCUUCUGCCAUACAAGGAAGACUGCCGGCUGGCUGGCAGGGGAGCUGUCCAGAGAAGGCCACCAGGUGGCGCUGCUCAGUGGCGAGAUGCAGGUGGAGCAGAGGGCUGCUGUCAUUGAACGCUUCAGAGAUGGCAAGGAGAAGGUCCUGGUUACUACAAAUGUUUGUGCUCGAGGCAUUGAUGUCGAGCAGGUUUCCGUGGUGAUCAACUUUGACUUGCCAGUGGACAAAGACGGAAACCCUGACAACGAGACAUAUUUGCACAGGAUUGGCCGCACAGGUCGAUUUGGCAAAAGGGGGCUGGCCAUCAACAUGGUGGACAGCAAGAUGAGCAUGAACAUCCUCAACAGGAUCCAGGAGCAUUUCAAUAAAAAAAUUGAAAAACUAGACACGGAUGAUCUGGAUGAAAUUGAGAAAAUCGCUGGCUAAAGAGAAGGGUGUGACCGCAUGAAGGACACCGACCUGACUUCCCUUCCCCUCUUCGCUCUCCAAGGACUAUAUGCUCCUACAGUGUUUUAUGCUUUUAUUUUUUUAGCCGUCGGAGGAAAGAGCAAAACCACAAACACAGCAUAUGUUUACACGUGGAUAUGUCUCCUCUCAGACAAGUGUUUUGUAAGUCUCUGGAACAUACCCCAUUUCACUCUUUGUACUUCUUUGAAUAAAGUCUAUGAGUUUAUUACUGUG
Xiphias gladius (swordfish) is the source of this 1892-nucleotide messenger RNA. RefSeq names its product ATP-dependent RNA helicase DDX19B. Gene Ontology annotation, cellular component: cytoplasmic stress granule; nucleus. Lineage: Eukaryota; Metazoa; Chordata; Actinopteri; Istiophoriformes; Xiphiidae. The transcript is spliced from 12 exons. Gene Ontology annotation, biological process: poly(A)+ mRNA export from nucleus. The record is from RefSeq and is a predicted model, not a curated record. The coding region runs from base 171 to 1637 and encodes 488 amino acids. Gene Ontology annotation, molecular function: RNA helicase activity; RNA binding; ATP binding.